AUGGCUUUACCGCUACCAGCAACAACUGCAGAGAAAAUCAGGGGGACGUGGAAGCACGCGGCGUUCCAUGUGGCGACUACCAUCGCCACUCCAGCUGCCUACGCUCCGCUUCCCUUUGCUCUUUCUUCUCUUGGAUGGCCUCUUGGUGUUAGUAGCUUGGUGGGUGGAACACUGGCCACAUGGUAUUCUAGCCUUUUGAUCGCAUCUCUAUGGAAAUGGAAUGGGCAGAAACAUAUUACAUACCGGCUUCUUGGACAGAGCAUUUUUGGAUUCUGGGGUUAUUGGUCUAUUGCAUUUUUUCAGCAGGUGGCUUCUCUGGGCAAUAACAUUGCCAUCCAAAUUGCUGCUGGCAGCAGCCUUAAGGCAGUUUACAAGUACUAUCACCCAGAUGGUGCCUUAACCUUGCAGCAUUUCAUUAUUUUUUUCGGGGCCUUUGAACUUUUUCUUUCACAGUUUCCUGAUAUCCACUCACUGAGAUGGGUCAAUGCAGUGUGCACUUUCAGUACAAUUGGCUUUGCUGGUACAACUAUUGGGGUGACAAUUUAUAACGGCAAAAAGAUUGACAGGAAUUCAGUUAGCUACAGCUUACAAGGAAGCUCCUCUUCUAAGGCAUUUAAAGCCUUCAACGCUCUUGGCACAAUAGCCUUUUCCUUUGGAGAUGCAAUGCUUCCAGAAAUACAGAAUACUGUGCGGGAACCUGCAAAGAAGAACAUGUAUAGAGGCGUAUCAGCAGCAUAUGUCCUCAUAGUCUUGUCGUAUUGGCAAUUGGCCUUCUGGGGCUACUGGGCAUUUGGAUCACAAGUUCAGCCUUACAUUCUGUCUUCACUCACUAUCCCACAGUGGGCAAUAGUCAUGGCAAAUAUUUUUGCUGUGAUUCAGAUAUCAGGGUGCUUCCAGAUAUAUUGCAGACCAACAUUCAUCCACUUCGAAGAAAAACUCCUAUCCCAGAAAACCGCUAGCCGCAUCCCCUUCAGAAACUACCUCAUCCGUCUUCUUCUCACCUCAGUCUACAUGGUUGUCAUCACUCUCAUUGCUGCAGCCAUGCCAUUUUUCGGGGACUUUGUGUCCAUCUGUGGGGCGGUUGGGUUCACACCUCUGGACUUCGUCUUCCCCGCUUUAGCCUAUCUGAAAGCGGGAAGAAUGCCCAAAAACACGAGACUUCGCCGCUCAGUGCAGCUCAUUAACCUCACCAUAGCCACAUGGUUCUCAGUUGUUGCAGUAGUGGGCUGCAUUGGUGCCAUCAGGUUCAUUGUGAUAGAUGUUAGGACUUACAAAUUCUUUCAUGACAUGUAAGGCUUAGGAAUGUUGUUUUUGGUUUACUGAAUCUUGUAUAUGAUGUAUUAUCAUGGAAUUCAUCACAUGUAGGUUUGAUCUUUCUCAGUUUAUGAUCACAAAGUACUAUGAAAACAGAACGAUUAUGGUGUAUCCAAGUGCUUGGAUUUAGAAGUUUUUGGGGUUUUAGGAUAAAUUUUUUUGUGGUAUAGCAAAAAGAAUUACGUUUGAAUUUGAUCCUUGGAAACCAAAUUACCCUUGAAGACGAGGGUUCGAUUUUUUUUAUCUCAUCUCGAAUAUUUUAACGA
Molecule: messenger RNA, 1580 nt
Organism: Vitis riparia (riverbank grape)
Lineage: Eukaryota; Viridiplantae; Streptophyta; Magnoliopsida; Vitales; Vitaceae
Product: GABA transporter 1-like
Exons: 8
Coding region: 1-1293 (430 amino acids)
Cellular component (GO): plasma membrane
Source: RefSeq, a predicted model, not a curated record